CUAGACUUGAUAACAUUUUGUGCAACACUGAGAGGGAGGGGGCAGCUUGCAAAUUGCAUGAUUCAAUAACCAAAGGAGAGCGACGUUAAAAAAUGAGUGAGCCGAACGAGAUUAGAUCGGCACCAUUAACGCCGAGACCACGAUCAGCUGCCCCAACACCUCCGGUUGUGUUAACUCCGCCUGUGUCAUGUCCACCCUCUCAGUUCCACUCACCAUCUUUGUCAAGGUCGCCGCUGCUUCAUGGGAAGCAAGCAGGUGCAGCAGGAGUCCCUCGAAACAAGACACCCAAAACCCCAAGAACCCCAUUAAGACUCUCUCUAACUCCAAGGUUCAUUACUCCUCUUGGAAGCCCAAUGAGGAAGGCUCUCAGGAUGACCAAGCUUGAUCCCCAGGACGCUUGGCUUCCCAUCACCGAGUCCAGAAAUGGUAACCAAUACUAUGCUGCGUUUCACACUCUCUGUUCUGGGAUUGGAGUUCAGGCUCUUGUGCUUCCUGUGGCUUUCAAGAUCCUUGGCUGGACAUGGGGGAUAAUUGGUUUGACCCUAGCAUUCAUCUGGCAGCUUUACACCCUAUGGGUACUCGUGCAGCUCCACGAAUCAACUGAAACUGGGAUGCGCUACAGCCGAUACCAACAACUCUCCUGUGCUACCUUUGGUGAAAAGCUUGGAACGUGGCUGGCUAUGUUCCCAAUCAUGUAUCUCUCGGGUGGUACUUGUAUGGCUCUGAUCAUUAUUGGUGGAUCAACCACUAAACAAUUCUACCAGAUUGUAUGCGGGCCCACAUGCUCCCAGCCGCUAACCACCGUGGAAUGGUACUUGGUGUUUACCUGCGCAGCAGUGUUACUAUCACAGCUGCCAAACUUGAAUUCAAUAGCCGGUGUGUCAUUGAUCGGAGCCGUCACGGCGGUUGCGUAUUGCACUUUGAUAUGGGUAGUGUCAGUGGCAGAGGGCAGGCUUUCGGGGGUGUCCUAUGAUCCCGUGAGGGGAAACACCGAGAUUAAACAUUCUUUUGGUGUGCUUAAUGCACUUGGGAUCAUUGCUUUUGCUUUUAGGGGCCACAAUCUUAUUCUUGAGAUUCAGGCCACUAUGCCAUCAGAUGAGAAGCAUCCCUCGAGCGUACCAAUGUGGAAAGGAGUCAGGGUUUCCUAUACAAUCAUAGCUGCAUGCCUGUUUCCUCUUGCAGUUGGUGGCUAUUGGGCUUAUGGGCAGCUGAUCCCAGAAAGUGGAGUGCUUUCAGCACUCUAUGCAUUCCAUUCACGAGAUGUGUCACGGGCGGUGCUAGGACUGACUAGCUUGUUUGUCAUAGUUAAUGCAGUAAGCUCAUUCCAAAUCUAUGCCAUGCCAAUGUUUGAUUACAUGGAGUCCAAUUACACUAUCAGAAAGAAGGAGCCGUGUCCAUGGUGGCUACGUGCAGUUUUCCGGGCUAUGUUCGGGUAUGGUUGCUUCUUCCUGGCGGUGGCAGUUCCCUUUUUGGGAAGCCUAGCUGGUUUGAUUGGAGGACUAGCACUGCCGGUAACACUGGCGUACCCAUGCUUCAUGUGGCUCAAGAUUAAGAAGCCUAAGAUGUAUAGCGGAAUGUGGUGGCUCAAUUGGGUACUAGGGGUCUUGGGGAUGGCUCUAAGUGGUACAUUGGUUGCUGCUGGGGUUUAUGUUGUCAUUGACACUGGUAUUGAAGCCAGUUUCUUCAAGCCUCAGUAAUCGGUUACAGAAUCCAAUCAAGUUGAAGCCAACCAGAGCUACUUUUUUUUUUUUAAUAUAUAUAUAUAUAUACGCAGUUGAUUUAUACGUAGUGGUAGUUUGCUGUUGUGCUGCAUACCUCCAAGGGAAAGGCGACACAACCUCAUUUAUUUUCUUUAUGUUUCUCCCUUUUUGUGUGGUAAGAUGACAAAGAAGUCUAAAGGUGCAGGUAAAAUAUCAUAUUGAUUAUUAUUUCAAUUAAA
Molecule: messenger RNA, 1939 nt
Organism: Carya illinoinensis
Lineage: Eukaryota; Viridiplantae; Streptophyta; Magnoliopsida; Fagales; Juglandaceae
Product: lysine histidine transporter-like 8
Exons: 5
Coding region: 93-1697 (534 amino acids)
Cellular component (GO): plasma membrane
Source: RefSeq, a predicted model, not a curated record